GAAAGUAUAGUUGAAUUUUUGGUUGUAUGUCCCAAUUCAGGCCUAUGAAGCCUUGUGACUCCUUCGCAGUAGAAUUUAGAGUACUGUCCCUGAUGCUACCCAUGAGUCGAACGUUGUGUUUGGGGUUGGUGCUACCAAUUCCCUCUGUUGUAGAGUUUUCGUAGCGAUGGUCCUGAAAUAUCAUUUCGCGUUCCUUUGCCGCAUACUCCUAUUACAUAUUAUGGUUCACAACAAGUAUUGUUUCACAGUUCACAGUUCACACACCCAUUGCGACUCUCCAUUCCCAUAUUGUGUAACUUGUAAACCUACUCUCAUCUAACAGUUACUUUUUAAUAAAAAAUAUUUUUAUGUUACCUAAUCGUUUUUGUUUCCUGGUAAUUGUGACGUAGGACAUCUUCAGAACCAAAUAUUAGUUGAGGCGCUUGAGGUGGGCUUAACUAGAUAAUGAGCUGAGAUAACAUUUUAUAAUGCUCUAAUAUGGCUCGCGAGUUACAUAACUCCUGUGCUCAACGGGACGCACAACUUGUAAGACAUUUCGUGUUUCAAGUUUCAAGUACUGCAAUGAAACAUUCAAUAAACCAUGAAUUAUUUUUAAUUUACACCUGUUACUAUGAAAGUCUAUACCUCAUCUACCAGCAACAAGUAAAAUUAUUCCAGUAAGUAGUAAUCUAGUGGCAGAACCUGCAGUGCUAAGGACUGGCCAUCCUCCUGCAGGGCCAACGUAAUUGUGCGCCACUGGCCAGAGUUGUAAACCUUGGCCAUAACAUUAUUCAUUGUUAUCUUUAAAUUUUGUUGGCACUUGGCAUAUUAGCAAAAAUUGUUAUGAAAAUCUUAAAACAAUAUUAACAUUGAGAUGUGAAGAGCUUAUCUCAACAUAACAGCAGUCAGUCUCAGAGCGCCGGGGGAGUCAGUCACGAGACCAAACUGACCGAGUAAAAAGUAUUACGGGACAGCUGACUCUGGAAACUUUACCGCCUAGUAUUAUUUUGUAAUUUUUUAUACUCUUUUAAAAUAUAAAUCGUCGAAAAGUUCGAGCUAAAAAAUUGAAAUUUAAAAAAAAGAAUCAAGUGUUCCUUUUUGAAAGUCGAAGUGUACCAUAAUGUCGGUGCUACACAAGCUGCGCAGCCGGCAGCUGCGGCGGCUGAGUCGCUGCUACUCCAGCGAGGACAUCUUCCGCUUCCACCCCGACCAGCCCGUCAUCAGCGACCACCGGGUGCUGGACGAGCACGACUACCAGAGGUUCGUGAGUAGACGAGCUGCCGCCAGGGAACCCGCGCUCACACGGACUAUGACGUCCCUGGCGUACAAGGUGGGUCGCCAGAUGCUGUCGCUGGCGGAGGGGAUGCCCAACGAGGGGGUGUUCCCGUUCCGGCACCUGCAGCUGACCACCACCGCUGGGGGGACACUGACCAUCGACGGCGCCGAGCUCGCCACAGCGCUGCAGUAUGUGCCUUCACAGGGGCUGCCGUGCCUCCUGCAGCAGCUGCGCGAGUACCAGACGACGCUACACCGUCCCCCGCCCCUCCCCCGCGACGUGCUGGUGACGUGCGGCUCGCAGCACGGCAUACACCACGUAGUCGAGCUGCUGCUGGAGCCCGGCGACCCCGUGCUCACCACGCAGUUCGCCUACACCGGCCUGCACAGCGCGUUGCGGCCCUACCACCCCGAAAUCCUGGGCAUCCCGGAGGACGCGGACGGGCUGGUCCCGGCGCGGCUGGAGGAGGUGCUGCACGCCCGCGCGCGGAAGGGCCUCAAGCUGCCCAAGAUGCUGUACCUCGUGCCCACCGGCAACAAUCCCACGGGCACCGUGCUGCCCGAGGCCCGCCGUCGCCGGAUAUACGAGCUCGCUUGCCAGUACGACUUCUUGAUAGUUGAGGACGACCCCUACAUGUUUUUGAAUUAUGAUGAACCCGCGCCACCGUCGUUUCUGUCGCUGGACAGUGUGGGUCGCGUGAUCCGGCUGGACUCACUGUCGAAGGUGGUUAGCGCGGGUCUGCGCGCGGCCUGGCUCACCGCGCCCGCGCCGCUGCUAGCCGCCGCCGAGCGCCUGCAGCAGGCUGAGCUGCUGCACCCCUGCACGCUGUCGCAGACUAUCAUGCACCGACUGCUCUCGGACCGCCCGGCGCUGUCGUCGCAACUGCAGUCCGCGCGCGAGCUGUAUGGGCGGCGGCGCGCGGCGCUCGGCGCGGCGCUGCGGCAGGCGGACCCCGCGGCCGACUGGACCGAGCCCAAGGCGGGACUGUUCUACUGGCUGAGGGUCAGGGAGCUCGACGAUAUCUAUAAUAUGGUAUUCAACACGGCUUUCAAGCGCGGUCUGAUGGUAGUGCCCGGCCAGGCGUUUCUGUUCGACACCAACGCCCCCUGUCAGUACGUGCGAUUGACCUUCAGCAAAAUAAAGAUGGAGGACAUAGACACCGCCGCGCGCCAUCUAGCGGACAUCAUCGAAGACGAGCAGAAGUUGAGGUUGCAAACUAGGGCGGCUAGUGAACGGUAGAUGGCGCUAAAUAGCUUACUAGGUUAAAUUUAAUUUUAAAUUAUUAUUUUUGCCCGAAUCGCGCUUUUGUGGUUAUUUUUAUUUAAACAAUUUUACUAAGGAUAAAUAUUUACGCUAUUAAAAAUGUUGUCAUUUAUGACGUUCCUAAAUAU
This is a messenger RNA of Aricia agestis (brown argus), 2646 nucleotides long. Its product is annotated as kynurenine/alpha-aminoadipate aminotransferase, mitochondrial. Lineage: Eukaryota; Metazoa; Arthropoda; Insecta; Lepidoptera; Lycaenidae. Gene Ontology annotation, molecular function: pyridoxal phosphate binding; L-kynurenine:2-oxoglutarate transaminase activity. Gene Ontology annotation, biological process: biosynthetic process. The transcript has 7 exons. Bases 1100 to 2494 code for a protein of 464 amino acids. The record is from RefSeq and is a predicted model, not a curated record.